AUGACUGUUGUCAUAAUCGGUGGAGGUAUUAUCGGCGUUUCUACUGCUUAUUUUCUAUCCAAACGUAAAAUCAGUACAUUGAUUAUUGAGAAAGAAGAGAUUGCAUCAGCAGCAUCUGGUCGAGCUGGAGGCUUUCUUGCAAAAGAUUGGUGUUCACAUUAUGAAAUGGAUGUUCUGGCUCAAAAUGGUUUUGAUUUACAUAUGAAAUUAGCAGAAGAAUUUGGUGAUGUAUGUGAUUAUCGACGUGUCAACACUUACUCAAUAUCUGUGUCUCCUGGAGAGUCUUCUGGUGUUUCAGGAGCUCCAUCAUGGAUUAGUGCAAAAGUUAAAAGCUGUUCAUUGAUAGGAAAUACUACAAAUACUGCACAGGUGAAUCCAGGAAAACUCACCAGAGAAUUAUUUCGUCGUACUCAAUAUCUGACCAAUGAUGGUACACAAGUGAAAAUAGCACGUGUUAUUGGAUUAGAAUUUUCAAAAUCACAAACAUCUACUCCAUGUGUUGCCGCUGUUCGAGUCAUCGGAUCAUCGUCAUCAUCAUCAGAUUCUCAUACUGAGCUUAUACCAGCUAGUUUAGUUAUCCUUACAACUGGACCUUGGUCAAAUGAAGCUGUUAAAUGGUUACCAUCAGGUUGUUUAAAACCGAAUACAUUUCAAGGAAGACGAGCACAUAGUAUUAUAUUAAAACCGAUAAUAGAAAAUUGUCCAAUCGAUGCUAAAUGCUUAUUUAUGGAAUAUCAAGGUUCAGAGUAUAAAUGUUCACCUGAAGUUUAUCCAAGACCUGAUAAUACAGUUUAUGUUUGUGGUCUUGGUGAUGGGGAGCCUGUACCAUCUUCAAAAGAUAAAGUCGAAGUAGAAUCAUGGCGUUGUCAUCGAUUGCAAGAAAUCGUCACCAGUGUUAUCCCUUCAUUAAAAGAUGCCGAGUUGAUAACUGAAUCUGCUUGUUAUCUGCCUAUUUCAUCUGACGGUGUACCUGUUAUCGGUAAAGUACCCGGUGUAUCAGGUGUAUACAUUGCAACAGGUAAUUCAUGUUGGGGUAUACUAACCGGACCAAUUACUGGACGUCUAUUAGCCAGUAUUAUUUUAAAAGAUAAUCCAUAUUUAACACAGAAUAAUAGUUCAGAGGUUAGUGAACAAAUGAAGCUAGAUGAAGAAGAGGCUGGUUGUCGUCUACUUCAACAGCCUGGUAUUGAAGAAUUUAAUCCGGAUAGAUUGAGAAUGAGGUAAACUAAAUGUGCACCUUUGUAUCCCUAACUAACACUGACUAAUAUCUAAUUUUUUUUCAUUCGAUUUGUUUCCUUGUGAAGAAAUAUUCUGCUUUUUUGUGGAUAACUUUUAUAUAUAUAAUGCCUUCCCCCCCCCCACCACCCGCCGUCCUACUAUCUCUUCGAUGAGUACUUCUCACAGAUUAUUAUUGGAGCUGUUUUUAUAUUAUUUUUUUUUUACAUAAAACUUCAGUUAAUUUCAUCAUCAGUCCACUUUUCAGUAUCAUUUACGCAGAUACAUAUAUAUAGGUAUCAUUUGUUUUGUUCAUAUAUCCUCCUUUUGUGUGUGUGUGUGUGUGUGUAUGUGGGUGUACGUGUGUGAUAACCCCAUCCGUUCAUUUUUAUUUGAUCCAUACAUUUUUGCUUUAAUUUAACACUGUAACUUGCAUGGAUAAGAAUAGAACAGAACAAUAUAUAGUCGUAG
Trichobilharzia regenti is the source of this 1686-nucleotide messenger RNA. The record is from the annotation of a GenBank genome assembly. NCBI's taxonomy places the organism in Eukaryota, Metazoa, Platyhelminthes, Trematoda, Strigeidida, Schistosomatidae.